UAUGUAUCAUUUCCUAGUAUCUGGCUUCUGGGCUUUCUUGGAAACAUAAUAUCUGCGAUCAGUACACUCAGAAGAAAAUAAUUGAAUUUGGACAUAAUUAGGAAAGUUCACAGCUCAGGAAAGAUGGGUGAGGAAGUAGUGACAUAGGAAGCUGACUUCAAUCGGGGAUGCUCUUAGGAAGCAGGAACACAAGCUGAAGCCUUAUUCUGGACAGUUGCAGUUAAGAAGGUGGUGAGAAUAAACGCAUCUGCUUUCCUUCCAGCUGAACAGCCCCCAGCGGUCCACCAUGAUAUACUUCAUUUUCCUUGCUGUGGGACUAUACUUGGAAAAUGAAUCCACUUCCCAAACCACUGAUUGCACGUACUUAAGAGAGCUCUGCCUAAAUGAUACAGAUGGAUGUAAACAGGCCUGGAGAAUAAUGGAAGAUGCCUGCAAUGUUUCAGAUCCAGGCAACACCUGCCAGAUGAAGGAUUCAUCCAGCUGUAACCAGAGCAUCCAGUCCUUAGCAGAAAGCAAUUUCCAAUUUAAAGAUUGUCUCUGCUCCGAUGACCUCUAUUGUACUGUUAACAACUUGAUUGGAAAAAAAUGCACCAACGAAUCAGAUAACAUGAAGGAGGAUGGUGUAUUUAAGCGGAAUCUGACAGCUCCUUCCUAUCAUGGAAUCAGGGGGAUCCAGUCCUGUUUGGAAGUGGCAGAGGCAUGUGUGCGGGACACAGUCUGCAAUGCACAGUUGGCCCUUUACCUGAAAGCUUGCUCAGCAAAUGGGAAUCUGUGUGAUGUGAAACACUGCCAAGCAGCCAUACGGUUCUUCUAUCAAAAUAUGCCUUUUAACGUUGCCCAGAUGUUGGCUUUUUGUGACUGUGCUCCAUCUGAUAUACCUUGUCAGCAGUCCAAAGAAGCUCUUCACAGCAAGCCAUGUGCACUGAACAGAGUUCCAGCCCCGACCUGCCUCGAUGUAAUUCGCAGCUGCCAAAAUGAUGAAUUAUGCAGGAGGCGCUAUAGAAUAUUCCAGGCAAAAUGCUGGCAGCACGUGACAGCAAAGUGCCAUGACGAUGAGACCUGCAUCAGUACCUUAAAUAAGCAGGACUUCACUUGCUCCAGAAGUGAUGACUGCAAAGCAGCUUACAUGGGUACCCUCGGGACUGCCCUUCAAGGGCAGUGCACCUGUAGGACCACCACCCAAAGUGAAGAAUCUUUGUGCAAGAUUUUCCAGCAUAUGCUUCAUGGAAAAUCAUGUUUCAAUUAUCCAACCCUGUCUAAUGUCAAAGGCAUUGCAUUGCAUAAAAGAAAACAUGCAAAGGAAAUAUCCCUCAGUGGAUUUCAGUCCCCCUUCAACGGAGAAGUAAUCUAUGCUGUCAUGUGCAUGACAGUCACCUGUGGAAUCCUUCUCUUGGUCAUGUUCAAGCUUAGAAACUUCAGAAUAUCAAGUCAAACAAGAGAUCCUUCACCAAUCCAAAUACCUGGAGAACCCAUGAUUCAUUAAGAGUCACGGAUGGUUAACGGUCCCUGUCUUUAGAGCAAGACUUCGUAGCCUGUCAACAGAAUAUCCUCUUCAUCAGAUAUCUUCAGAAUAUCCUCGUCAGUGAGGAAAAGCUUAAAAUGGAUUUAAUGAUACUGGACCACUAAGUAUAUUAAUGUAAGGUAUAAAAAUUUGGUCUGAUGUUAGAUUUAUUUUUUCAUAAGAAAAUAUUCACAUAUAAAUAUACAAUGGUAUCUUUUAUAAUACUAGUACAGAAUUACCCUUGAAGGAAAAAGAAUGAUUCUAAGUUCUACUCUGCAUGGUUUGUUUCAUAGUAAAUCUGAAUCCAUGUAAGAUUAAUUGGUUGCAUCAAACUAUGGUAUUUCACAGUUCACAGAGUUUUUUUUUUUUGGAUCAGUUUUAUAAAUUCCUAUGAACUUACCAAAAGGAAAAUGCAAAUUAAAAAAUCUAGUGUAUUUGUUAUUUGUAUAUCCAUUUCCAAAUCAUCAACUAAGUCAUUAGCAUUGACUUUAAGUUUCUAAAUAUAUUUGAUUAGAUGAAAGUCUUAAAAUCCAGAAGUGAUAUCUUUGGAUUUUUUUAAUUUGAAUACUGUUGAAAUUUAAACACCCCCCGCCUCUUUUUGGCCAUACCCACAGUUCCCAGGCCAGGGAACAAACCCAAGCCACAGCUAUGACUGACCUAUGCCACAGUUGCGGCAACACCAGAUCCUUAACCCACUGUGCCACGGCAGGAACUCCAUUUAUUAUUUCAUUCUAUAAAGAUGUAAAGCAACUACACUGGCUGAAAAAUCAAUGUGCUUUUCAAUGAUAUAUUUCAUUUGUAAAUUUAACUUUUUCUAUGCUAAAUAUUAUGAACUUCUGCAAUAACAAAGUAACAUCAUAAUUGUUACUUUCUAUAUUAUAUCUGUAGUUACUUUUGCCCUAAUUUGACAACAGAAGGUAAUUGUGAAUAGAAAAUUGUGGAAAAGAUGUUUAGUUUUUGAUACAUAUGUGCUUUUUGAUUGUCUGCAAUCACAUUAGUAUCCAUCGCUAAGAAUAAACAUGAGUGUGUUUUACCUGCAGUGACACAGAGGCUCAAAUAUUCAGGAACAGGAAUAAUCAGUAAUGUAUCUAUAAUUCAAGGUCAAACAUUUUCUACUUGUUUGGUGCCAUAUCUAUUGUUGUUCACUAUACAUGCCUAUAUUAAAUUAAAUCUGAAGUUAGUAUUUGACUACAUUUAUUUGGAAUAAUGGAAAAGCUAUUCUUUAUCUUUUAAAAGGGGAAGAAUAAUUCGAUGAGGUACAAAUCUCCUUUCAGAAUCUCUCCAGAUUCCUGUGGCUGUUACUCUCUUAGUUAUAUGAAGAGAAUGAAGGCAUUUCCAUCACCAAGUCACUGCCAUUUAAUGCAGACUUCUUCAUGCCUGGGAAAAGAACUGUUAUCUAGAAAACUGAGGGAGGAAGUCAGGUUGCUUUUAGAAAUGUUUGUAUUGGAAGUUUCUGUUGUGGCUCAGUGGUAAUGAGACCAACUUAUAUCCAUGAGGAUGUGGGUUCCAUCCCUGGCCUCACUCAGUGAGUUGAGGAUCUGGUGUUGCCAUGAGCUGCA
Molecule: messenger RNA, 3060 nt
Organism: Sus scrofa (pig)
Lineage: Eukaryota; Metazoa; Chordata; Mammalia; Artiodactyla; Suidae
Source: RefSeq, a predicted model, not a curated record